AUGGACGAGCCGAGCGAGUACAAGGCCAUCGAAGUGCCCGUUGCUGGCGUGCGGGAUGAGCCAUUGAAGAUCCUGCGACGCAACGUGGAGGAGGACGACGCAGUGCACGUGAACCUGUUUGAUGAAGACUACACACUGGCAGCGGCAACGGGCUUCACCAUCUGGCCGGGCAGCCGCAUCUUGCUCCGAUUCCUGACACAGGACGCUGCCAGUGACGGCUACCACAGCAGCCACGACAACAGCGAUGGCGUGGUUGGUGAGCAGCAGCGCCAACAGCUGCGGAACGUUUUGGGCAGCCGCAACCUCCGCGGCAAGCGGGUGCUGGAGUUGGGCUCCGGGAUCGGCUUGCUGGGUCUUGCCCUCGCCGCUCACGGUGCCCACGUCCUCCUCACAGAUGUGCAGCCAAUUGUGGAGGACAUUGUGAAGCUGAACAUUGUGUCCAAUGCCGACGCUCCAAACGAGGAGCAGGCACCGGAAGAGGUGCUGUCUCCACAUGAUGCUUCGUCACCCCACAUGAGCGACGACGACAGGACUGCCAGUUGGCCGCAGAGCACGUGCAUCAGCAGCAAGACGCACGGCACGGCAUCCUGCAUGCCACUGGACUGGACCAAGUCCAUCGAGGACCAAGCUGCGCGAUGGGGCAUUGAGCCGUGGCGGGCGGACGUCAUCAUCGCCGCGGAGACCAUCUGGCUCAAGGAGCUCGUGGUGCCGUUUGUCGACACCAUCCACGGCCUGCUCGUGCUGGCGGCGGAGCAGGGUAGCCACCGCACCGACAGCAACGACUCGCAACAGCAGCAACAGCAGCAGCAGCAGCAGCAUCAGCAUCAGCAGCAGCAGCAGCAGCAACGAGAACAACCGAAGGAGAACCAAGACGAAGCGAGAAGAGGAGGAGAAGGAGGAGGAGAGCAGUUAGUUCAACAACAACACCAGCAGCAACAGCCAGGUCAACACGUGGAUAACGGUGGGCGCCCCGUGUGCUUGCUGGCGUACACGAAUCGUGGCAAGUGCAGCUCAUCGACGUUUGCAGUGACGGAUGAGGUGCUGGCGGCGUUUGAUGCGCGCGGAUGCAGCGUCGUGCCCGUGCACACGGAGAUGAUCGGGACAGAGAGACGCGACAACGACUACACAAAUGGUGGCGAUGAUGGCGAUGACGGCGAUGAUGGCGAUGAUGGCGAUGAUGGCGAUGAUGGCGAUGAUGGGGAGGAUCUCAAGACGUUCACCAUCUACGCCAUCACUCUGCGAUGA
Molecule: messenger RNA, 1245 nt
Organism: Salpingoeca rosetta
Lineage: Eukaryota; Choanoflagellata; Craspedida; Salpingoecidae
Exons: 1
Coding region: 1-1245 (414 amino acids)
Source: RefSeq, a predicted model, not a curated record